This is a messenger RNA of Chlamydomonas reinhardtii, 1033 nucleotides long. RefSeq lists its product as uncharacterized. The transcript has 7 exons. Lineage: Eukaryota; Viridiplantae; Chlorophyta; Chlorophyceae; Chlamydomonadales; Chlamydomonadaceae. The record is from RefSeq and is a predicted model, not a curated record. Bases 63 to 581 code for a protein of 172 amino acids.
GACAUGUAUCACACGUUUCUGCCCGUUUCUUAGCCGCAGUUAAGGGUGUUGCUUCUGCAAGAAUGCGGAGGACCCUGUUUCUCGGCAGCGCGUUGCUGUUAGCAUACUGCCUCCUACUGGCUGCGUCACAAGGAGAUGGAGUGCUAGGAGAGGAGUGCCUGGCGGAAGAUGGCACUUGUCCAGCGCCUAGCCUGCGCAAGUCCAGCAGCAACGCGACCUCUAUGCUUUCGCAAGCGCUCGGAGACGAAGGCGCGGCGUGGCUGGCGCACGUGUGGCCCGUGGUUCAGCCCGCCGGCAUCAGCGGCAUAGUAGGCUACGCCACCGGCCUGUUGGUGCGGAGGGUGGUGCAGAUGGUGGUGCUGGCCACCGCCAUCCUCAUCACAGCGGUGCAGGGCUUGGCGUACCUGGGCUGGGUGACGGAGGUCAUGGGGGGAGGCAGCGGGGGCGGCAUGGGUGCGGAGCAGCUGCUGGCGCUGCUGGCGGACCGGGUCACCGCAGUGGCAUCGCAGGGCCUGCCCUCCGUGGCGGGCUUCACCACGGGGCUCACGCUGGCGUUCAUGCCCGGCCUCCAGAUCAUCUAGCCGUGUGGUUGCCGAGGACUGCUGAGGACUGCUGCAGCCAGGGGUGCUGCGGCUUGCUGCGACCUGCUGCCGUCAGUGCUGUGUCUGUUGCUGCGGGCGGCUGCGGGCUGUUGGUGCGCGGAGUGAGGUGGCGGCGGGUAGAGGGUGUGUGGCGAGGCGUCAGCUGGAUGGCGAUGAGGAUAGAGGGUGCGGAGGUUGAUGCCAUUCGGGGAUGGCUGGAACUGUGAGUUGUGCAUUUGUGGAUGUGACGCGGCCCGGCGGCCGUGACCUGCAUUGUUUUGCUGCAUAUCAAUGCUGCGUAUUGUAGUAUUGCUGUCGUACUGGUGCCCCCAUCACAUCUUGCAUAUAGAACAGGCGACUGGGCGAGGUUGAUGAUGAUGAGCGGUGCGGCAUCAUGAAGGGCUCAGUGGCACAGCUGGUGCACGCGCGUGUAGCCAAAGCCCAUGUUGGCA